Molecule: messenger RNA, 948 nt
Organism: Coniosporium apollinis CBS 100218
Lineage: Eukaryota; Fungi; Ascomycota; Dothideomycetes
Exons: 5
Coding region: 1-948 (315 amino acids)
Biological process (GO): fatty acid catabolic process
Molecular function (GO): 2,4-dienoyl-CoA reductase (NADPH) activity
Source: RefSeq, a predicted model, not a curated record
AUGCCCAUCCCGAAGUCCGAAUAUCUCAGCGAAGUCUGGAAGGAUGGUAUCUUCAACAACAAAGUCGUCUUCUGCACCGGCGGCGCCGGCACAAUCUGCAGCGCCCAGGUCCGCGCACUAGUCCACCUCGGCGCCGACGCCUGCAUCCUGGGGCGCAAUGUCGAGAAGACGGAGCGUAUGGCUCAGGAUAUCGCUACUGCGAGAAAGGGCGCAAGGGUGUUGGGGCUGGGGGCUGUGGAUGUGAGGGAUGCCGGAGCGAUGGCGAAGGCAGCGGAGAGGUGUGUGCAGGAGUUGGGGGGGAUUGAUUUUGUCAUCGCCGGCGCAGCAGGCAACUUCCUCGCUCCAAUCGCCCAGCUCUCCCCCAACGCCUUCAAAUCCGUGAUUGACAUCGAUGUGCUUGGCUCCUACAACACCGUCAAAGCGACCCUUCCCUACUUGCUCAAGUCCGCCGCCGCCCACAAGACAGAUGGCAAGAUGCCACCCAAGAACGGCACCGGCGGCCGCAUAAUCUUCGUCUCCGCAACGAUCCACUACGCGGGCGCGCCCCUCCAAACGCACGUCUCUGUGGCCAAAGCAGGUGUUGACGCGCUCUCAGCCGCGGUAUGCAUCGAGCAGGGUCCGCGGGGCAUGACGUCGAACGUCAUCUCACCUGGCCCCAUUGCUGGCACCGAGGGCAUGGAGAGGCUCUCAAAGAGUGGAGAGGAGGCCCGCAGGGCGAGUGAAAAGAACAUACCGGCCGGAAGGUGGGGCACUGUGAGGGAGAUUGCGGACGCGACGGUGUACUUGUUUGGGGACGCAGGGAGUUAUGUCAAUGGGGAGAUUCUUGUUGUUGAUGGCGGUUCGUGGCAUACGGGUAUGCAGCCGGGCGCGGGAUUCAAGUAUCCGGACUUUUUGCUGUCGGAUGAGGUCGUGAGUGGUGUCAAGGGUACAAAGCAGUCGAAGCUGUGA